This is a messenger RNA of Paramecium pentaurelia, 2591 nucleotides long. The record is from the annotation of a GenBank genome assembly. NCBI's taxonomy places the organism in Eukaryota, Ciliophora, Oligohymenophorea, Peniculida, Parameciidae.
AUGAUUAUUCCUGAAAAAUUUAGUGGUUUAGAUCUCUCAAGUAUUAAACCAAUAAUGAAUCAGAAUUUGAUUGUAGUAAACAAAUACAAUUAUCGUAUUUACUCUAUUCCUGAUUUGAAAUACAUAUUAGAUGGCAUUAUAUUUAAUAAAAAAAUAAGAGCAAUUUAUUGCUAAAAUGAAUUCAUGUAUGUAGGAUGUGGAAAGAAAGUUUAUACAAUUAAAAGAAAUGUAAUAGAUGAAAAGGAAUACGAUGAUAAAAUUGAAUAAAUCUUAGUAUUUCAUCCAAUCAAGAUAAUAGCCACAAAACAUAAAUUACAUAUAAAUGAUAAUGUGAUGAACUUUUAAGGUAUUAAAGGUAUUCUUCACAUUCCCACAUAUUUAAAUAAAAUACUUUUGUACACUUCACAAUACAUCAAAAUAAUUAACAUCAUUUCUCUUAGUAUAGUAACAACAAUAUUUUAAUAAUCCAUUUUCAAUAAAUAAGAAUAAACAAUUCAUUUAGUAAAAGAAACUUAAGCAUUAGAUAUAGUAGCUAUAGCAACUUAAAAUCCAAGUGAAAUUAUAUUUUUUAAUCUAUUGACAUACGAAAUAAUUGCUAAAUAUGAAUUAGGAUUAUCAUAAAUUAAAGAUAUACAAUUUAAUAAAUCUGGAAGUAUUCCUAUUAUGAGUGUUGUCUAAGAUAAAUCAUUAAUUUUAUAUAAUCUAAACUCUUAAGAAUUAAUAUAUACAUUUAAGCAUGAAUACUUAAUUGAUUGGGUUUUGUUUUUAGCAAAUAAUACUUUAGUGAUAGGUUCUUAAUAAGGAAAUAGUAUAUAAUAAUAUACAAUUGAAGAACAUAAAAUGAUGUAAUUAAUUAGAGAAAGAUAAGGAGUUAAAUAAAAUAUUGAAUAAUGUCAUUUUUAUGGUUAAUUAGGAGAACCAUAAAUUAAUUAUGUUGCUAUAACUAAAGAUGAAAUACUUUAUUAAUCUAUUGUAAACCAAAAUCUUACAGCUAUCAAACAAGGAUAAAUUAAGAAUUUUUCAUUUUCUACUUUAAGAGAAAAUGAUUGGGCUAAUAUGUUAACAACAAAUAAUUCAAAUUAUGUUGAAUUUUGGAAUAUUUAUUAAAAAAAAUUAACUACAAAAGUAAAUGGAUUAAAUAGUCAUGAAAGAAUAUAAUAAACUUUUGUUUCAAAAUGUGGAAAUUAUGGAUUUAUUGCAAAUCUAAAUAAAAUUCAUAAAUUUAUUAUGUAAAGUGGAUUUUUUUAAAUGUCAUAUGUAAAUUAAAUUGUAAUAAUAUUAGAAUCUAUAAUCCAAUUUCUUAUAAAUGUAUAUAGAUCCAUCUAAUAUAUUUUUAAUUGUUGCUGAGGAAGGUCAAAUUGAAUAAUUAGAUUUUGUUUCUGGUUAAAAUUUAAAAACCUUAAUUAUUGAAUCAAAUGUUUCUAAGUUUAUUGGAUCACUAUCAGCUUAAAUUGCUGUUGUAUCCUUGUAAAAUCAUAAGAUUUUAGCUAUUGAUUAUUCAACCAUGAGAAUUAUUAGAUCAUUUGAAGGUCAUAACGAAAAAGUAAAUUAAUAUAUAUAAUCAAUAGAUAUUGGAUAUGGCUAUGACAAUUGAUAAUUAACAUUUCAUUUCAACAUCUCUUGAUAAGAAAAUUAAAAUUUGGAAUUUAAUAUAUGGUAAUUUGGUUUAAGAAAUUUCUAUCAAUAAAGCUCUUAUUUCAAUAGAUAUUUCAGAAAAUCAAUUAAUUGGAGUAUUUCUAAAUUCUAGAUAAAUCAAUGUUUGGAUGAGUUAUUUAAAUAAUCCAUAACAAAUAGCAAAAGCUAAAUUGAAAUGUGAUAUUAAUUUUCAUUCUGAUCUUUCAAUUAAAUCUAAGGAUUAUAGAUCUAUCUUAUAUGGUAAUCAAAUUAAUUAGGUUUAAAAGAUGGAAGAGGAAAAAGAUGCUAAAGAUAAAUUGAUAAUUAAGGAUACUUCUAAUAAUAAGGACUUUAUAAGUUUUACAAAUUUAGAAGAAGGAAGAUGGGUUCCUAUAUAAAAUAUUGAUUAAAUUAGAGAAAGAAAUAGAGUUAAACUUGCUGAUGCAGAUGUUAAAAUGCCAUUCUUUUUGGAUUUUAGAAAUACUGAUGUUGAAAAAUAAAAUAUUUUAAAUGAAAUAAAAGAAUAAGUAAAGGAAAAAACUAAAAUUUUAAAAUAAAAAAAAGAUCAUUAUUUAGCUGAAUUAAAAUCAGAAUUUGAAGUCUUAGUUGAAUAAGAGGAUGUUUAAUUAAUUAAUUUGAUUAAAAAAUUAAGUCCUUCUUCAUAUGAUUAUGAAUUAAGAAGUAUUUUGAUGGGUAAACCACAAAAUUAAAUUAAAAUUUUUAGAAUAUUUGAAGAAAGCCUUCAAAAUACAAUUGAUUUAGAUUUAAAAGUUACAUAUUUGAUGAGAUUUAUAGAAGUAAUUUAAUAUUAAAUAUUUAUUAGGUAGCAAGAGAAGAUAUAGAUUUAUCAAUGGAUGAAGAACUAAAAAAAACCUUGUUGAAGAUAGUAUAAAUCUUAGAAUAGUAAUGGGAUAAAUUAGAUGAUACAAGAUCCUAUAUUGAGUGCGUUAUUGAUUAUUCUAAAACUAUAAUUUGAU